AUGGAGCGGUGGAACGCGGAGGAGCACGUCAGGCGCUUCUGGGAAUCCAUCCCGAUCGCGACUACAACCCGGUGCGUGUGUCUUGUCCCAAGGGAAUCCAUCACGCCUUCGAUCAAAGUCUCCACACCGCCAGAAGCACAGCUCGAGCGAGUCCACAUAGAGCUCGACACGGUGACGCUCAAGCCAGGGGUUUCUUUUCUCCAGUCCAAGAGAAACAAGCUGCUAGUCCGGAGCGUUUACCGCGAAUUCGCCUCUCUGGUGAUCGACAUUCUCUCCGGUAGAGUGAAGUCUCGCAGAGGCGAUAGCUCGAUCGAUCACUUGAUCAUCGGGGGAUCGCCAGGCACGGGAAUGACGUCCUUUGGCUACUACUUGCUCACACAGCUGAGGAUCCAUCCGGAUUUCGCGAACAGGCAGGUGAUCUGGGAAGAAUCCUGCGAGAGUUCUUCCGGUUUGAGCUAUUUCUUUCGAGGCAGCCAAGUUGUGGAAGGGGUCGUGGGGUCAUUCGAUUCUCAGCGAACGCAAGACACCGUCUAUCUCUGCAAUGCUCCUCUCCUUCGACCGCAGCACGCCUUCAGCCACGCGAUCGUCUUCUCCUCCGGCUGGGACGAAGUCAAGUAUUCAAGGAAGUUCGCGAGAGAGAAUGGCAACGCGAUGAUCGUUUGCAUGCCGCCGUGGGACGUCUGCGAGCUCGCGGUGCUGUACGCCUCCGCUGGAUUGCUGAACAGCCCUGGAGAUUUCACCGCGGUCGAGCAGCUGUUUGGUUUCUGGGGUGGAUCCCCUCGAGCGGUGCUGGACAGAGCCGAUGAUCCGGACUGGUUGUGCCAGUUCCAGGCUGCUUUGCUCGAGGCCAGGAAGGAGAAGCGUUUGGACAUCGCUGGAGCUUUGAGACGAGACCCGGAACGUUUCAGCCAUAUCUUCCAUCUCGAGCCUUUGGAUCCGGAGUACAAGGUGGCGACCGUGGUUUGUGCGUCCGCGCACGUAGAGAAGACGCUGGGGAUCGGUGCCGAGGGUGAGCCGUAUGAAGAUCAGAUGGAUUACAUCAAGGACAACAAGCUCAUCUCGGACAACGCUGCUAUUGUCGGCCGGAAGUUUGCGUACCUCGUGCAUUGCCUCCUGGCGUCGCGGGAUGUGAAGAAGCUCCAGUUUCGUUCCAGGCGAUUGGAUCCGGGUGCUGUGGCUGGCUUGGAGAGUUUCGACUUUGGUGGCAACGUUGUGCUCUUCCGGAAGGCUGGAGAUAUCAUCGCGGGGAAGUCGGGAUACUUCGUGGCCGAGGAUUGUCCAGGCUCGCCGAGUUCUUGCUACGAUGCGGUGGGAGUGCUUCGUGAUGGAUCUGCGGUGAUGUUUCGGAUAACCCGGAGAGCUAGGCACGAUGCGCUGCUGCAGCACGUCCAAGAUGCAGUGGUGAAGUUUGGGAGGAACACUCGAUUCGUGUAUUUGGUUCCGGAUGAGAUGUUUGACGAGUAUCCAAUGCAGAGGCUGGUGUGGGGACAGGUGCAGAUGGAAUGGCCGUGCCAAGUGAGCGUUGUGGGGAUUUCAGCCGAUUUUCCUCUUCUAAUUUUGCGGUUCUUGCAAUUUUCAAAGCUUGAAAGAUUACCCAUAAAAGUUUGCAAAAAGUAUUGUUAA
Messenger RNA from Selaginella moellendorffii, 1623 nucleotides. RefSeq lists its product as uncharacterized. The transcript has a single exon. NCBI's taxonomy places the organism in Eukaryota, Viridiplantae, Streptophyta, Lycopodiopsida, Selaginellales, Selaginellaceae. Bases 1 to 1623 code for a protein of 540 amino acids. The record is from RefSeq and is a predicted model, not a curated record.